CGGAAGUCUAGUUGUUGACCAUAGAAUCGUGACGUCGGACACCCCGGAAGCUAAUGCAGGGGUCACCAAUGCGCUUGUUGGACUGGCUGCCGGUGCCACUAUGACUUAUGGCAACCAAUCUGUUCAAGCCUCUGCCAUAACUUUGGAGAACAACAUGGGUAUCCAAGUUCCCAUAACGGCGAACUCUGACCCCUGCGUACUAUUUGCUGCGACAACAACGGCUAGCUGUGGUGACGGGAAAACGUGUGAGGUGAUUGGAGGCAACGCCACCUGUGUAGAAAUCCAAUCUUCAGAUGAAUGGGGCUCUAUUGUCGGACUCAGCGUUGCGGUGUUUGCUGUUCCUCUUCUCAUCACAUUAGUACUAGUGCGGUUGUGUACGAGAACCUGGAGUAGAAGAAACCAACAGAAAUUCAGGCCCCAGGGGACAGCGAUUGCCCUUCCAACGCGGUUCCAUGCUAAGAUGUCAAGCUGGAGCCACCUGCAGCCAUCAUUUUACUACAAUAACUGGCCAGACCUGAGUGAAUCGGAGAUGACCGUACCAGCUUCUUUUAGAGAUCUCCCAUUAUAUAAUAACGUGGAGUACGAUAAGCCUCGCAUGAAACGAGACCGCAGAUAUGCAGGGGAGGAUACGUAUUAGUUCAACUUGUCGGGCUCAGAGAGCAGACGUUAUUAAUACGGAACUCAGGUUUUUCGCUGAAUUCGCUGAACGAAAGUCAUAGCUUAAUUAUAAGGCGGAGUUUGGCGUCAUCUACCGAAGUAAGGUGGCAUCGACAUCGACAAGUAAAAGCACCAGUAAUUUCAAGAAUGCAUUUAAAAAGGUUUACAAUAUUUAAAUGAUAAUGUAUAACUAUUUAAGAUGUUACUUCCGACAAAAGAAUAAUAAUUGAAAAAUGAAUUCUGACGAAAGAAUGAUAAUCAAUCAAUGAAUUAUAUGAUAAGCCAUUGUAUAUAUAUAUUAUUUGUUUUACAUCCUUUGUGUUAUUACUACCUUCUUUUAAUGGAGGGAUUUCAGUCAAUGUCUCGCAUGGUCAAAUACUAUAUAACAUGAAACGUUAAUUGUAUAUUAGCUUUCGUUGUUUUCGUGGUUGUUAUGGACAACGAAUUGAUAUAUGCAUUAUUGUUAUAUUAUUGGGCGAACCACGAAAGUUUGUACCCAAGAUAUUAGCUGAAGCUCUUCAUCGCGAAAAAAAGUAAACACGAACAUUUCUUAAUAUUGGUUAAUGAAUAAAUGCAACCCGAAAAAAUCUAUCGUUAUACGCCUUUAAUUUGGCAUUAUAUCGAACAUAGGACUCUGUAUUAGACUAUACCGUAGGUUCCAUUGAAUGACUUUUUGUGAGAGAGUGUUAAUGCUGUCGAUGAUAUAGCAUCGUUAAAUUUCGCUGAAUAUGUAUUA
Molecule: messenger RNA, 1393 nt
Organism: Pecten maximus
Lineage: Eukaryota; Metazoa; Mollusca; Bivalvia; Pectinida; Pectinidae
Exons: 7
Coding region: 101-637 (178 amino acids)
Source: RefSeq, a predicted model, not a curated record